AUGGAUAGGGAUUAGGAAACAAAAAAGUUGCGCAUUUAAAGCGAAUAAUAAAAUUUACAAUGCAUUUCUUCAACUGAUGUAAAAAUGGAAGAACUUGAUUCAUUUUGGAACUAUAAUCUUAAGUAGAGUUGCUCUGUUAAUAUAGAGGAUCUAUUCUAGAUUUAAAUAGAGGACAAUAGUACUCUUGAAUAAAUAGCUUCAAAGAUGAAAAUAUUCUUAAAACCACAAAUUGAUAAUUUUUUAAAAGUGAAUCGUAGAAAUGUUAAACUAAUCAAAUAUCCAAAAGCAUAAUGGAACACCAAUUUGAGUAUUUAAUAAAAAGAUGUCAAUUAAUUAUACUUCUCCGAUUAAUAGGCUGGAUUUCAGACAAAUGAAAAUUAAGUUAUUAUUCACAAUAUUGCGCCAUAAUUAAUACAUUAAUAUACAAAUUAUUUAAAAAUAGAUCAAAAUAUUAAAAGAUAAGAAACACAAGAUCUAAAUUUUAAGUACAACUUUACUUCAGAAUUAAGAGAAAAAUAUAAACUUGACAUUCUUAAAGUCAACAAAGAAUUAUGGAGAUCUUAAGUAGGUAUCGAUUAAAUGAUUCUGCUUAAUAAGAAAUAUGCCCAAAAUCAAUUGGACUUUAUUUAAAUUUAUUCUUUAUAUUUAUAUUUAAUUGAAAAUAAGAAUAUUUCAAAAUUAACUUUAAAUGAAAUAUUUGCCUACCUCUAACAAUAAUUAAUUAAAAAGAAUGUAACCAUAGAAAUAAAUAUAAAAUCAUUAAUUCAGAUCUACUUACAACUAUAAAACAAAUAGUUUUCUCAUAUAAAGCAAACAAUAUUCUAAAAAAUUAAUUUCAUUUAACAAUUUGAUUUAACCGCAAUUUAGAAUCUAUCAUUUAAAUCAUUUAGAACAAAUAGAUAUAUAGAAAAAGACUUAGCAUUUAUUUGCAAUUCAUGCUCGUAGUACCUAAAUUCGUGUACCUGCACAUUCAUUAACAAUUUGGCUUAAAUAAGAAACCUAUUGGAAUUUUGCAGCAUUGUAAAUUAUAAGGGUCCCUCUAGAAAACCUGCUUGGUACUAUGAUAUUUUAAAAGCUAAUGUAUAGAGAAGUUGUGGUGAAGGAUGUUACAAAAACUAAAACAAUUUUGAGUUAUUAAGAAAGAAAUCUAGUAAUAGUUAAUUGAUUGAAGAAUAUUAACCAAUAAAAAUUGAUAGGGAUCCAUGCUUAUUAACUUAAAUCUAUAAUUAGGAUUGUUUGUCCAUUUUUAUACAAGCAAGAUAUCGAUACAAGGAAAUUAAAGAAGAGUACUUAUAAACACUAAAAUAAAUACAAGAAAAUCAAGAUUAAGAGGCUCUAGUUAAUUAUCCAUUUAAUAAUGCAAAUUUAUAUAUUCCAUGUUCUCAUAAAUAGGAUUUCAAAUGUCAAAAUUGCAAUUGUGAUUAAUUUUGUUCGAAAUACUGUGAUUGUUAAUAAGGUUGCUGUACUAAAAAGCUGUAAGGAUGUACAUGCAAAGAGAGAUGUUCAAUUGAUAGUAAAUGCUCUUGUAGAAUCGACAAUGUGGAAUGUGAUCCUUUAAUAUGCAAAUGCUGCAAAGUUGACUCAAACUUUGUUUGUUCCAAUAUUCAGAUUUUAAUUAACAAUGUGUAACCUACUUUAUUGGGAAGAUCUGGCGUUUGUAAUGGGCUUGGUGUAUUCGCAAGAAAUUAUAUAAUGAAGGAUGAAUUAAUAAUUUUAUAUAUUGGAGAAGUACUUAUUGAUGAUGAAGACGAAAUUCGAGAUUAAUUUGAUGAUACAUUUACAUUUUAUAACUAUUAAUUAAAUGAAGAUAAAUAUUCAUUGGAAAGUAGGUUUUGUGGAAAUGAAAGCAGAUUUAUUAAUCAUAAUAGUUAAAAUUUAAUGAAUUGUAAAACGAGACAGAUAUUUUCUUCAGGAAAAUUUCAACUAGCAAUUUAUGCUCUUACAGAAAUUUCUCCAUAACAAGAGAUUUUGUUGAAUUAUAAUGAAGGCGAUCAAAUCAACAAGGAUCUAAAUAAUUGGGUGGAUAUGAACUCUUAGUAUUGGAAUUAUAAGCAAACUACUUUCAUUGGAUGA
This is a messenger RNA of Paramecium tetraurelia, 2073 nucleotides long. RefSeq lists its product as uncharacterized. Lineage: Eukaryota; Ciliophora; Oligohymenophorea; Peniculida; Parameciidae. The transcript has 5 exons. Gene Ontology annotation, biological process: chromatin remodeling. Gene Ontology annotation, molecular function: histone methyltransferase activity; protein binding. The record is from RefSeq and is a predicted model, not a curated record.